CCAGGUUGAUCUUGGAAUCCGUUUCAGUCUGUUUGAAGCUGCAAGAUUUAUUCCCUUCCACAAAAAGGGGGAAGAGUAUAGUGCCUUCUCACCUGUGCAUCCUAAGUCUGGGAAGAGGAAACGUGUUGCAGGAGGUCUGCCAUAUGGAUGGGAACAGGAGACUGAUGAAAAUGGACAAGUGUAUUUCGUAGACCACAUAAACAAAAGGACUACCUACCUUGAUCCACGACUGGCCUUUACAGUUGAAGAUAAUCCAGUAAAACCUACUACCAGACAGAAGUAUGAUGGAAACAGUACUGCAAUGGAAAUACUCCAGGGUCGUGACUUGAGUGGGAAAGUGGUUAUAAUCACGGGGGCGAAUUCAGGAAUAGGUUUUGAAACUGCGAAGUCUCUUGCACUGCAUGGGGCGUAUGUUAUCCUGGCCUGCAGAAAUACGUCAAGAGGCACUGACGCUGUACAGCGCAUUCUUCUGGAAUGG
Molecule: messenger RNA, 478 nt
Organism: Tauraco erythrolophus (red-crested turaco)
Lineage: Eukaryota; Metazoa; Chordata; Aves; Musophagiformes; Musophagidae
Source: RefSeq, a predicted model, not a curated record